This is a messenger RNA of Pungitius pungitius (ninespine stickleback), 1609 nucleotides long. It is a transcript of the gene surf4l, whose product is annotated as surfeit 4, like. The transcript has 6 exons. Lineage: Eukaryota; Metazoa; Chordata; Actinopteri; Perciformes; Gasterosteidae. The record is from RefSeq and is a predicted model, not a curated record. Bases 189 to 1001 code for a protein of 270 amino acids. Gene Ontology annotation, biological process: Golgi organization. Gene Ontology annotation, cellular component: endoplasmic reticulum-Golgi intermediate compartment; membrane; endoplasmic reticulum.
GUCAAGUUAGAUCCGAGUCCCUCUCGGUCCACGUGGCACGCAGAUCCCUCCGCGUCCGCAGGCGGCGCUGGUGCCGCUCAGCAUUCUGGGAUCGGAGGCGUCGCAGCAUCCUCGCCACCAGCGCCGGACCGGGGGACUCUUUCUUCAUCUGACCGCUGCGAAGUGCCUUAGAGACCGCGGAGGGAGACAUGGGCCACGGAGACGUGAUGAGCCGGGCGGAGGACGCAGCGGACCAGUUCCUGCGGGUCACCAAACACUACCUGCCCCACGCGGCCCGGCUGUGCCUGGUCAGCACCUUCCUGGAGGACGGGUCCAGGAUGUGGUUCCAGUGGGCGGAGCAGAGCGACUACAUCGACUCCUCUUGGAGCUGUGGACGCCUCCUCGCCAGCCUCUUCGUCCUGCUCAACCUGCUGGGGCAGCUGGGAGGAUGUGUGUUGAUCCUCAGUAGAAACCUUGUUCAGGUCGCCUGCUUCACUCUGUUUGGGAUCAUUGGCAUGCAGACUGUGGCCUACAGCAUCCUGUGGGACCCAAAGUUCCUUUUGAGGAACCUUGCAUUGGGUGGAGGCCUGCUCCUCCUCCUGGCGGAGGGUCGUGGUGAAGCUCGCAGCGUGUUUGCAGGAGUUCCGUCUUUAGGUCACCAGAGUUCUCCCAGGAACCUCCUUCAGCUCAGUGGGAGGGUUCUCCUUGUCCUCAUGUUCAUGACGCUGCUGCACUUUGACCUGAGCCUGUUCACUGUUCUGCAGAACGCGGUGGGCUCGGCGCUCAUCCUGCUGGUGGCGGUGGGCUUUAAGACGAAGCUGGCCGCUCUCACCUUGGUGGUCUGGCUGCUCUGUGUCAACGUGACCUUCAACGCCUUCUGGGACGUCCCGUCCUACAAACCCACCCGCGACUUCCUCAAGUACGACUUCUUCCAGACCACGUCGGUGAUCGGCGGCCUGCUGCUGGUGGUGGCCCUGGGGCCCGGGGGGGUCUCCGUGGACGAGAAGAAGAAGGAGUGGUGAUGCUGCUAACACGAGGACAAAGAGAUAUUCAAAGUUAAACGGCUCUUAUGGUGGUCCAAAAACAUUUGAGAUGUUUGUGACUGAAGCUGUUUGCGUUGUGUGUUUUAUGGACGACGUUGUGACAAAGUGAAAUAACUUUCUCUCACGUGUUGUAGACGAUGUUAAAUAAAUCAGUCACACUUUGUAAAGCUUUUCGGUUUGUUAGUGUUCUCAAACUCAAAUCAUUCCCUAGAGCCACUUGUACACAUUUUACCCCCCCCCCCCCCCCACACCUGUCCCCUAGUGUUCCUUCAUCAUUCUACACCCUGUGAUGUCUUUGGUGUGAUGCUAGAAGCUCUCCAGCAGAUGGAGACGUUUCCUCAUGUUUUCCUCUUUUGGUGCUCGAUGUGCAAAUAAUUCAUUUUAACAUUUUAACUCAUUCGAUUCUUUUUGAUUUCAUUGUUAUCGAGAGAUUCAUUAAUAAAAUGCUUAGAAUAAACAAAUUGAAUAAUUUUUGUAUAACCCAAAAUCAAAAAUUAGCCUCCGAGAGCUUUACAGUCUGUACACGUGCAACAUCCUCUGACCUUGGAACCUCCCACCGACACAUGGAUAACCCCCCCCCCCCAAAA